AUGGAUCGCUUGGGCUUGUUGGUUGAUAUUACUGUGCAUCGGGCUAUUCAACUUCCAGAUUUGAAGACUUGGGGAGGGGAUAACAGGAAAUUUUAUGCGACAGUCAUUCAUUCAAACCAGAAGAAGGAGACGAAAGCCAUUCGCAGCGAUGGGACUACUGUGGAAUGGAACCAGAAAUUUGCUUCUCUAUCGGUGCACCUACCUGCUCAAAUCUCUUUGUCCAUUUAUGCAAAGCAUCGUAUACAUGCGGAUCUUCUUAUUGGAAGCAUUGAUGUCACGCUGGAAGCCGCAACCGAGGCAUCGUUCCAAAUUAUCACGCCCGGUCAUAGUGAGCUAGCGCCAAUCAUAAUCUUAACCAUUGAUGUCAACGGAACUGGCCGUCCGACUGCGCACAUGGACGUUAGCUCCUCAUCUCAUUCUAGCGUAACAAAAUCCACAGAGAGCUCACCUGAGUUAUCGAUGCAACGGGCUCCAGAAGAUGACACACUAGUGCAUGCACGAAACGCUUUGAACAGUGCAGAUGAAGCUGUAGAAGGAAUGGAGGUGUUCAGAGAGUGGACUGAGACUGUUGAAAAUGUUCAGUGGAUCAUGGACGUUAUGCAAGAUGUUGCAGGAAUUCACCCCUAUGCUAAAGCAGCCUGGGUUAUGAUCUCCGCAAUACCUCAGACAUUUCUAGAACAAUUUGAACGUGAUCAUAACAUCGAAACACUGGUGAAAACUAUGCGGGAGACAUUCGACUUGACACAAGCUGAAGAUAUACUCAAGACCAUCAACCCGAAUUCACAUCAAGCACUCAUCCUCAAAGUGAUGCUCAAGCACAUCUUGAUAUGCAAUGAGAUCAUUCAACGAUACGCGAAGGAUACAGAUUUUUAUGCACGAUUGCUGAAAAAUAUCACGGGGAAAAUCAGUGAAGAGAUUCAGCGCCUUUGCAACACGCUUAUGAAGCUUCGGCGAGACUUACUCGACAACACCGUCAUCAAUAUGCAAAUUGCGGUUCAUAUGAUACAGAAAAGUAUGACUAUACUUUCAAAUGAGUUGACAAAUCUUGACUUUGAGAUCAAAUUGAAUGAUUUACCAUAUAAAUCUGGGUGGAACUCAACCGCUAACAAGGACGGUUGCCUUGAAGGCACCCGCGCUGACCUCCUAGAAUAUAUUCUUGAAUGGAUCAAGAAUCCAGAAUCGGUGCAGGGUCUUAUUCUUUUCGGUAAGGCAGGUACUGGAAAGUCCUCAAUAGCGUUCGAAAUCGCUUCGCGUUUCUGUUUCGAGGAAUAUCCCGGCUCCUAUUUCAUUUUUACCCGUGCCCAAAAAUCGACACAGAAAGAUUACCAUCUCUUUACCACCAUCAUUCGCGACAUGUCUGAUCAUUACCGCUCGUUCAAGCGUGCAUUGGGCGAAUUAAUCAUUAAUAACACACCACUUCGAACGUCCGAUGACUUCAACCAGCUGUUCAAUACCCUUCUCUUGGAACCACUUGAAGCUGUAGGCGCUACCAACGACCCGUAUCUCAUCGUCAUUGAUGGUCUGGACGAGAGUGCCGAUCCAGAGAAGCUUGCUGCGUUCCUGAGUCGAUCUCUUCAACGAUUACCCCAAAAUAUCCGAGUCUUUAUAACCUCGAGAUCGGAAGGCGACAUUGAAAGUUGUUUCCCUGCAGUGCAUGAUUCUGCAUACGAGAUCCAUCACAUGGAUGAUCCUGAACUGGUAAUUCGAUUGGAGGACGAUAUCCGGCUUUACUUCCGAAAGCAUCUCACAGCAGACAUCUUCCAAAGGCACGGAGAGGAGCUUGUAAAGAGAGCAGAAGGUCUAUUCCAGUGGGCGGCUGUUGCGUGUGGGUAUCUCAAUAAGCGUCCGGCGGGAUAUACUGAGAAGGACUGUCUACGGGGCCUUCUCGGCCAAGAAGAGAGUGAUAAAUUGUACACCUACGAACUUCAAAGCACAAAACUAUACAAGCUGUACGAUGAAGUCUUGUCAGGCUAUUUCACAUCCAACAUCACCCGUCCCCGAUUUCGAUCCGUUAUGGGUCACAUUUUAUGUGCGUUUGAACCAUUGUCUAUCAAUACGCUUUGGGCCCUGCGAAAGUUCAUGCCCGGAAACGACAGCGAUUUGGAAUCAAUUCUUGCAGUGGUGAAAUUCAUGGGGUCGCUUCUUUCCAAUGUCACCUCAGAUGACCUUAAUCUACCUGUGGUCCCUCUCCAUACAUCUUUCCGCGAUUUUCUGACCGACAAGUCCAAUCUCCACCCCUUUUCUCUCGAUUUAGGUGUAUCUCAUCGGGACCUUACUCACGCAUGUCUCAACCUGAUGCUUGAUGAUCGUCACGGCCUCAAAUUCAACAUAUGUGGACUGGAGUCAUCACAUAAGCGAAACGCCCAGGUCAGCGAUUUGCAAGUGCGUGUGGAGAAAUUUAUAUCAACACAAUUACUCUAUGCAUGUCGAUUCUGGGACGACCACCUAAAAUUAGUUGACUUCGAUGAAAACCUCGUUCGAAAGAUCGAAAAAUUUUUCUCGACAAAGUUCUUGUUUUGGUUGGAGGUGUUAAGUGUGACGAACACCAUCCCGCUUGCCGUUCAAGCGAUGGUGUUGCUCUCUAAUUGGCUGCAGCUGUUUGACGAGUCCGCAUUCGCAACGAGGCUGAAGGACCUUGCCAACAUAGUCUCAGAUGCGCUGACGUUUCUCCGUUCAUUUGCCAAUAUCAUUGCCACCAGCGCCCCACACAUCUACGUGUCAGCUUUACCUUUUGCUCCUAAAUCAUCUCAAAUUUACAAGAUGUAUUCUGCAUGCUUUGCACCAACGUUAUAUUUCAAACUAGGCCAACUAGAUGAUUGGCCCGCGCUAGAGAUGUUUAUCACGACGCCCUCCCAAGUCAACUGCGUUGAUUUCUCCCCUGAUGGUGAAUGGAUUGUAUCCGGGUUGGAAGACGGGACUGUAUGCCUAUGGAAUGCGACUACUGGGAUGAUGGAAGGAGUCCCGUUUCGUGGCCACAGUGGCGCUGUCCUCUCGAUCGCAUUCUCCUCAGACGGCCAAAAGAUCGUAUCUGGAUCCAAUGACUCUACUGUACGCCUUUGGAAUUUUGCAACAGGGGCGAUGGAAGGAGAACCAUGGGUUGGACAUACCAGCCACGUAUCCGCUGUUGUAUUUACUCCCAAAGCCGACUAUGCAGUGUCUGGCUCCUUCGAUUCUACAAUUCGGUUAUGGAAUGUAGGAAAGGGAGCAGUGGAAGGAGAACCUUUAACGGAUCAUCAGUAUGCAAUUUUUUCUGUUGCAGUGUCGAAGGACGGUGAUAGGGUUGUUUCCGGCUCAAUGGAUCUCACAGUCCGUGUUUGGGACCUGUGCGUGCUAGAUGGUGUGGCAGAGCUUACCCCUCUACUUAGCCUUCCCAUUCCGAAUACUGCUUUGAGCGUUGCAAUCUCACCCGAUGGUAACCAAAUUGCCGCAGGUUGUUGUGACAGGGCAAUUUAUUUGUGGGAUAGCGUGACGGAAUUGACACCAGCAACCCCAUUACGUGGUCACAGGCUCACGGUAAUAACAGUCAACUAUUCUCCAGACGGAAAGCGCCUUGUUUCUGGAUCAGACGAUCAGCACCUUUUCCUAUGGGACAAGACUUCAGAAGUGGUCGAACCUAACCCGCUGAUUGGGCACACUAAUAUCAUCCGCACAGCAGUAUUCUCCAUGGAUGGUCUCCGGAUUGCCUCCGGUGGUGAUGACCGCAAAAUUGGCAUUUGGAACGCCAUCUCCGCAGAGCGUCAAUUGCGUGGAGACAAGGAUAAAAUAAAGUGCCAUGACGGACUUGUCAACUCUGUCGCCUAUUCCCCCGACAGAAGUCGGCGCCUAAUAGCUUCUGGCUCAGACGACGGGACUGUGUGUUUGUGGAAUGCUGAAACAGGACAACUCAUUGGCGCUCCUUUCCGUGGACAUACCGCUCCAAUUCAUGCGAUAGCCUUUUCAACAGAUGGACGAAGAAUUGUAUCAGGAUCUGCUGAUCAAACUCUGCGCGUUUGGAGUGUGGACGAGGGAACGAUGGUAGGAAGCCCUUUUACUGGGCACACCUUUAUGAUAUAUGCCGUUGCAUUCUCCGUUGACGGUAAAACAAUUGUAUCUGGUUCCCGGGAUGGUGAAGUUCGAAUAUGGGACACGGAGACAGGAACAAUGAUGGGAAACCUCCCAUACCGCUCCGCUUUGGUCUGGUCAGUAGCAUUUAGUCCUGAUGGACAAAAGGUGGUUUCUGGAUCACAUGAUGGCGCUGUCUGGUUCAGGGAGCUUGGUAGCGAAGAGCAAAAUGGCCGGCGAUUAGAUACCAGUGACAACUAUGGGAGCCGUCAGAAGGGUCUUGACACUCAGAUUGAUGAAAGCCUGGAAUCCAAUAGUAUCGAUGAGGAGAACGAUAGUGAAGAUGACGAUGUCGACAAUGAGGAAUUGGAUGACACGAGUUUUGGUAGCGAAGACAUCAGUGACAGCGACUCAGAGUCAGAGUGGCAAUGCUCUGUUAGCUUUGUUACUUUUACUGAAGGAGGGGACAAAAUUAUGUCUUGCUCCGUCGAUGGUACGAUUCGUAUUUGGAAUUCAGGUACGGGAGAAAGAGAUGGCCCUUCCUUCACUCUUCAAAAUAGUGAUGAUUGGAUGGCACCUUUUGCUCUAUCUCCUGAUGGUACUCGACUUGCUGCCGCUUCUUGCUAUGACUACAGGAUAGGCGUGUGGAACCUCGCCACCAGAGCCAUGGAAAGCUCUUACCCACUCUUUGGGCAUACGAACCUAGUUCGGUCACUUUCAUUCUCUCCGGAUGGCUGUCAACUGGUCUCCUGCUCUGAAGAUUCGACUAUCCGCGUCUGGGACCUAAACACAUCAACUAUGACAAGCAAAGAGUUGGUCCCUAAUACUAACUCGUAUGCGAUCAACGAUGAAGGAUGGAUAUGUGGAGAGGACGGCCAACUUUUCAUAUGGAUUCCACAAAUCCAUAGACCGACACUUCGACGCCCAGAUGCAACAAUAUCAAUUAUUGCCUCCCACCAAACUGCCAUUGAUUUCUCCGACUUUCUUCACGGGGAGAACUGGGCUGCAUCAUAUCGGCGUCGGUAG
Molecule: messenger RNA, 5067 nt
Organism: Psilocybe cubensis
Lineage: Eukaryota; Fungi; Basidiomycota; Agaricomycetes; Agaricales; Agrocybaceae
Exons: 9
Coding region: 1-5067 (1688 amino acids)
Molecular function (GO): protein binding
Source: RefSeq, a predicted model, not a curated record